AAACGGGUCAUGAUUGCGAUCCAAGAUGACUCGGGUUCUCAAUGGUAGCAAAGAAAUCCAAAUAAAUAAACCCAUUUAACCCUAAACAAAACCCUAGCCCCCUUUCACUCCUUCGGCAGCAGCAACAAGCUCCAUCCACCAUGGGUAUCGAUUUGAAGGCAGGAGGUAAGUCCAAGAAGACCAAACGAAACGCACCCAAAUCCAAUGAUAUCUACCUCAAGCUUCUCGUUAAGCUUUACCGUUUCCUUGUUCGGAGGACUGAGAGUAGUUUCAAUAAGGUUAUCCUCAAGCGUCUUUUCAUGAGCAAAGUGAACAAGCCACCACUAUCACUUUCUAGGUUGAUUCGUUACACCAAGGGAAAGGAGGGUAAGAUUGCUGUAGUUGUUGGUGCGGUGACAGAUGACAUUAGGGUUUAUGAAGUACCUGCAAUAAAGGUAACUGCUCUAAGGUUCACAGAAACUGCCAGAGCAAGAAUUGAGAAGGCUGGUGGGGAGUGUCUCACCUUUGAUCAGCUGGCUCUUAGAGCUCCUUUAGGCCAGAACACGGUUCUUCUUAGAGGUCCCAAAAAUGCCCGUGAGGCUGUCAAGCACUUUGGAAGAGCUCCUGGUGUGCCCCACAGCCACACCAAGCCCUAUGUCCGUAGUAGGGGACGCAAGUUUGAAAAGGCCAGAGGAAAGAGGAAGAGCAGAGGCUUUAGAGUUUAAGUUUUGGAAGUUUUGGAGCUCAAGCAUGAAAGACCUUUCCUUUUAUAUCAUUAUUGUUAUGUAGUGUUUUAUCUUUCUUUGGUGUUAUUUGUUUUGUUUUUUGUUUUUCUUUUUCCCCAAGGGGAAAAAAGAAUGAACUGGCCUCCAAACAAUUUUGUUUAAGCACAAACUCUCUUCCAAACUUUUUUAGAGAAUUAAUGAGCAUUAUUAUUCUGCAA
This is a messenger RNA of Trifolium pratense (red clover), 922 nucleotides long. RefSeq names its product 60S ribosomal protein L18. The record is from RefSeq and is a predicted model, not a curated record. Gene Ontology annotation, biological process: translation. The transcript has 5 exons. NCBI's taxonomy places the organism in Eukaryota, Viridiplantae, Streptophyta, Magnoliopsida, Fabales, Fabaceae. Gene Ontology annotation, cellular component: cytosolic large ribosomal subunit; ribosome. Gene Ontology annotation, molecular function: RNA binding; structural constituent of ribosome. The coding region runs from base 141 to 704 and encodes 187 amino acids.